AUGGAGUGGAUCGACGCGGAACGUGGGUUGCUCUCGGUCGCCUUGCAGCCGUGCCAGCUCUGCGCAGACGCUCUCGUCGACGACACUCGGGGCCUCUGCGGCGCGCACUGCCCCGCGCGCGUCUGCACCGACUGCCUCACGCACUUGCCCUGUUGCAUCUUGCCCAUGGCGCUGCCAGCGUGGAAGGCGCGGCUUCCAAAGGACGCAUUUACGGCGCUCGGGUUGAAGCUCGGGGGGUCCUGCGCCAGCUUUUGCCCGACGUGCUCCGUUGAGCUGCCACGCGCCUGCGUCACGGUAGCAACGACGUGGACGGCGGUGCUGAGCGACAAGUACGAUGCGCUGCACGCCGAGUGCUUGGCCUUUGAUGGCGGCGAGCGCACGGCGGCCGAGCUCCUCACGUUUGUGGUCAACGCAUUUGGACCUUUUGCGCGCGAGAUCGUGCCGGCCAUGUACCAGUGGAUGGCGACCGACCACCGACUGUUUGCGUUCGUGGCCACACGCCAGCGUCACCGAGGACCGAACGCAUGGUAUCCCUGCUGCCUCACCAUCGAGUCUUCGAUGGACGCUGCGCCUGCGUCGACGACAGCUGAGGUGGUGCCCCAGAGCCGCUGGCCGCGGGCGCUCAAUGCAUGGUCUCGACAGCACAAGCACAAGAAGCUUAUGGUUGUGGAGGAGGUGUCCUAA
This is a messenger RNA of Saprolegnia parasitica CBS 223.65, 684 nucleotides long. RefSeq lists its product as hypothetical. The coding region runs from base 1 to 684 and encodes 227 amino acids. The record is from RefSeq and is a predicted model, not a curated record. The transcript has 2 exons. NCBI's taxonomy places the organism in Eukaryota, Oomycota, Saprolegniomycetes, Saprolegniales, Saprolegniaceae.